CUGCGACACAUAUUUGCAGGUAACGUAGCCGGGAGUGCGCCGCCAAGACGGACACGCGCUCCGCCAUGUGGGACCCUCGCGCCUCGGGAACGACACCCCUCAGCGCAGUCCACCGCAGGUGAGGCGUUCAUUGCGGACGCUCCUGGACACUCCGGACACACCUGUGCAAAAAAUGGCGCAUUUCGGGACACUUUCGCUCACAAUCUGAUUGCCACGCGCGCGAAAUGACCGCGACUUGGCGCUUGCUGCUGGUGCUGAGCGUGGCGUGCGGCGCCGAGGCGACGUGCUCGCCCACGACCUUCUACAGGAACUGCUGGAUCCGCCGCUUCCCCGGGCUACUCAUCGACGUGGACGCGUCGGCGCGCCGCGGAGCGCAGCUGCUGCGCACCUACCAGGAGGACUCGGCGGUCAAGUGCAGCAGGACAUGCUGUCUGAGCCGCAACUUCUCCUGUAACUUGGCUGUGUUCCACUACGACACCGCCCAGGAGAGCGUUAACUGCUUCCACCUCCACUGUCCUACCCUGGAGAGCUGCAUCCUGAAGCACAGAGGAAAUGUCAUCCUUUACAACAUCACAGCAGGUGCAGACCCUGACUUACUCGUCUUUGGGAAGUACUUCUCCACUGUGCGUGCAUGGCCUCAGCUCUCAUCCAGGCUCAACUCAUCAGAGGUUCACGUCUCAGACAAACGUCACUUCAACCGCCUGCCCAUGCCUCCUGUUCUGCCCCGGACCCCGUCAUCUUCUCCUAAGCCUGGAAAAAAUUUGGUCAGCUCCACCUCGGAUACUCACCCACCUCUAUCUCGGUCUGGCAGCUCUACCCAAAGUACUCCUAAAUCCCAAUCUGAUGCUGUAAUACCCAUCAUCACAAAACCACUUCCUACCAUAUCUGGUUCCACCCACAUCCCUUCUGCGGUUUCACAUACUACACUUCGCUUCAUCUAUAGAACCACUACGACCUCACCCACUAGAGUCACUUCCACCAUCAUCACCCCUACAGCCUCACUCAAAGCAACCAGCCCUACCUACCCAGUUCCUCCAAGCUCAACCACUGCAGCCAGUGCUACCUUCACCACCUCUACAACCUCAACCACUGCUGCCAGCUCUACCUUCAUCAACCCUACAUCUUUACGCGAAUCAACUAGCUCUGCAUACCCAUUUCAUAUAACCUCAACUACUCCAGCCAGCUCUGCCUACAUCACACAUACAGCCUUCCUCAAAGCAGCCAUCUCUGCCCAAACCCUUACACCGAGACCCAUCAUAGCCAGCUCCGGCUCCCAAGUAGGCACACAUACCGAAGAUGCUAUUAGCUCCACUGAUACUAGCAUAUCGUCAUCCAUUACAGCUCGUUUUUCCUCCACCACCAUCACAGUCCCGCCUGUCGUUACCAGCUCCGCUUCCAUCACAUCAUCAACUCCAUUUACAAGAGACCGAUCUAUCUCCACCACUUCCACAACAUCCCUCGGCCGCUCCACCAGCAGACCCGCUGAUCAGCUUACCACCCGCAGUCAGUCCUCAAAUACCCCAGGCUAUCAUGCACCAUCCUUGCAUCUCAUCACUGCUACUCCUGUGAGCACCCGACCCCAUUCCUUCCCCAUUGGUCCAGCCAACAUCGAUAGCGGGAAGCAACACCCCAACGAUACCAAGGGCUACGCGAACAGGAACCACACUGCUGGAGACAGUGAGGGCAAUGGAGUAAAGCCUGCCCCGGAGACUCCAAACUGGUAUGGAGCAGCUAAAGCCCUGCUGGUUCCUGUGGUGGUGAGCGCUGCCAUACUUUUGGGUUGUUGCUGCAGUGUGCUGCUUGCCUUCAGCUGGAGGGACAAGAGGAAGGGCCUCUACAGGACAUCCUGGGGAAAGAAGAGGGGAUCCAUGCGACUCGUCAAGUAUGUGAUUGUUAAAGAAAAUUUUUGACCAGGCUUGGGGGCAUGGUGGUCCAUCACAACGAAUGUAAAAAAUGUGUGUUUAUGGAUAGGGACCCAGGCCUGUGCCAGCGCUGCAACUUUUGGCCUAGAAGGGAUGUUUUCAUCCGUUGUGUAAUAGUUUACACAAAAUGGGGAGAGAAUACCCCCACCCGCAACAAAAAACAUUUGAAAAAUUCUGGAAAAUAAGUUUGGGCACUUUAAUGGUUGUUCUGCUAAUAAGACAUCACGUUUGAUUUCACUAAAUAAUGUAUACAUUCAUCUUUUUUAUUCUGAGACUGCAGCUGGAAUGAACUGCUGUUCAAUAGACUUUUAUAGAAGCAGAGCUUUCAACUCUCCUGGCUUCAGGCUUUGCUACCAGAACAACUGCUUUAAUUAAGUUUUGAUCAAAAUGAAACUGCUGCUUUAUUACUUACAACAGACUGCAGUGUUAUAGUGUCAUAAUUUUUAAACGUUAAACAGUCAGCAUGAUCUAAAUAGUUUCUUUUUCCUUUGGAAUAAAUCUCCCUGAGGAUGGCGUAGCAAUAAAUACUAACAUUUGAAGCAUGGAGGCUGAAAAACCUAAAGAUAAACAUAUUUCUCACCAUUUACAACAGCUUGAAAAGGUUUUCUUAGGUUAGCCUUGUUUUUUUUUAU
Scleropages formosus (Asian bonytongue) is the source of this 2554-nucleotide messenger RNA. RefSeq names its product MANSC domain containing 4 (gene mansc4). The transcript is spliced from 3 exons. NCBI's taxonomy places the organism in Eukaryota, Metazoa, Chordata, Actinopteri, Osteoglossiformes, Osteoglossidae. Gene Ontology annotation, molecular function: serine-type endopeptidase inhibitor activity. The record is from RefSeq and is a predicted model, not a curated record. The coding region runs from base 225 to 1910 and encodes 561 amino acids. Gene Ontology annotation, biological process: extracellular matrix organization; epithelium development; epidermis development. Gene Ontology annotation, cellular component: plasma membrane.